AUGAAGUUCGGCCUGCCAAUGGCGUUCACCACCACGAUGCUAGCAUGGAGCGUGGCGGACUUCGGCAAGUACAUGGGCUCCGACCUCCCGCACGCCCGCGCCGCAGUGCGCUGGGGCGCCGACUACCUCCUCAAGGCCGCCACCUCCACCCCGGGGACGCUCUACGUCCAGGUGGGCGACCCGGGUCAGGACGACAAGUGCUGGGAGCGGCCGGAGGACAUGGACACGCCGCGGGCCGUGUACGCCGUCACCGCGUCCACCCCUGGCUCCGACGUGGCCGCCGAGACGGCCGCGGCGCUAGCCGCCUCCGCCGUCGCGUUCCGCCGCGCCGACCCGGGGUACGCGGCGAGCCUGCUCCGCGCCGCCGUGGUGGCGUUCGAGCUCGCGGACCGCCACCGGGGGUCAUACAGCGAGGGGACGCUCGGCGCCGCGGUUUGUCCAUUCUACUGCUCCUACUCAGGGUACGAGGACGAGCUGCUGUGGGCGGCCGCGUGGCUGCACCGCGCGUCCGGGAACGCGACGUUCAUGGCGUACGUGCGCGCCAACGGCGCCCAGGACGGCGCCGGGAACGACGACUACAGCUCUAGCUGGGACGACAAGCGCAUCGGCACCAAGGUGCUGCUGGCGAGGGCCGUCCUCCGGCGGGACCGGAGGCAGAACGUCCCCGGGCUGCAGCUGUACAAGGCACACUCCGACAGCUACAUCUGCUCGCUGGUGGCUGGUGGCUGGUGCCGGGCGCCAGCGGGUUCCAGGCCGGGCACCGGGCAGUACAAGCCGGGCGGGCUCAUCUACAGGGAAGGCGACAGCAACAUGCAGUACGUGACGACGACGACGUUCCUGCUGCUGGCGUACGCCAGGUACCUCCGCACCGCCGGCGCCACCGCGGCCUGCGGCGGCGGCGAGGUGGCGCCGGCGGAGCUGGUGGCGCUGGCGAAGCGGCAGGUGGACUACAUCCUGGGGAAGAACCCGGCGGGCACGUCGUUCAUGGGGUUCGCGUACCUGCACUCGGCGGCGCCCGACGCCAACCUGCUGGUGGGGGCCGUCGUGGGUGGCCCCGACGCGCACGACGGGUUCGUCGACGACCGCGAUAGCUACGGCCAGACCGAGCCCGCCACCUACAUCAACGCGCCGCUCGUCGGCGUGCUCGCCUACUUCGCCGGCACCGCCAAGUAUUGA
Messenger RNA from Miscanthus lutarioriparius, 1176 nucleotides. The record is from the annotation of a GenBank genome assembly. NCBI's taxonomy places the organism in Eukaryota, Viridiplantae, Streptophyta, Magnoliopsida, Poales, Poaceae.